ACCCCUCGCUUUCAACGCCCGCCAUCGAUGCCUUUCAACUCCACUUCUGACGCCUUUGCACUCCACCCCGAUAUCAUCGCUUCGUAUGGACCCUCGUACCCUCAGAGCGCUCGCGGGCUUGGGCAUCUUCUUUCAAUCCGCUGGGGUGGACGUCGCCGAGUUCGCGCGCGUCCGCGACGUCGCGGUGCUGCAGCUCGCGGGCCAGCGCGACUUCCACACGACCCCGCGCGCGGUCGCGCAGGCCGUGGACGCGAUGACGAACGCGUCGCCGUGCGCGGUCGCGGUCAUUCGCCGCGGCACGCACUGCUUCUUGGACGAAUUCGAGGAGUACGCGUACCCGCCGUCGCAGUGCGACGCGGCGAGAAACGGCCGCGCCGACGCCGCGACGGCGGGGCGGUUCGACGUGUUGACGCCCGAGUCGCAGCUGGCGCUGACGCGCGAGUACCUCGCCGCGUUCUUCGUCGGCGCGCUGGGGCGGACCGGCGGCGGCGGGAGGGACGCGAAGAGAGUCGUCGAGGGACGGCGGCGGGUGUGGGGCGACUCGGCGGAGGACCUCCGAAGCGGUCGCGGACGGCGCGGGCGGGACGCGCGGUUCGAGGUCGAGAUCGACGACGACGACGCGAGCGGCGCGGGCGUGCCGUACGACGUGACGCUGCGGACGGACCCGCGGAUGUCGCGCGUGGAGGUCACGCUGUGAGGGGGCGGGGGAGAGAGAAGAAACGCGCUUGCUUUCGCGCGCGUCAUCAUCGUCAGUAACGCUUUAACUCUCGACG
Molecule: messenger RNA, 773 nt
Organism: Micromonas pusilla CCMP1545
Lineage: Eukaryota; Viridiplantae; Chlorophyta; Mamiellophyceae; Mamiellales; Mamiellaceae
Exons: 3
Coding region: 28-756 (242 amino acids)
Source: RefSeq, a predicted model, not a curated record